Molecule: messenger RNA, 6754 nt
Organism: Loxodonta africana (African savanna elephant)
Lineage: Eukaryota; Metazoa; Chordata; Mammalia; Proboscidea; Elephantidae
Product: protocadherin beta-15-like
Exons: 1
Coding region: 2975-5359 (794 amino acids)
Biological process (GO): homophilic cell-cell adhesion
Cellular component (GO): plasma membrane
Molecular function (GO): calcium ion binding
Source: RefSeq, a predicted model, not a curated record
UUUCCUUCAUAAAUAUUUUGUGAACUAUAUAUAUUCCUGGUAAAUGUUCUUUUAAUAUAAAUGCAAAUUCUUUUUUGGAUUCUAAGGUUAUAUAUCCAGCCUACACUCCUUCCUUGUCUGAGAACUUUCUUGUAGUACUCCAGAGAGGCAAUCUACUUUUUUUUUUUUUUUGCCUCUCUGGCCAUUUUUUAUUGGUCCAGUGAUAGACUCCUGAUGAAAGUUGGAAUAAUCACAAUCCCAGCUCCUGAACUUGCAAUUAAAAUAUAGUUCAUCCAUUUUUUCCUCUUAAUUGCUUAUAACUAGGAAAUAAAUGUUAAACCUGAGUGAAGUGGCCAUGUUUAUACCUGUGUAGAUUGAAAGCAAAAAUGGCAUUUAAAGAGGAAGAGAGGAAAGAAAGGAAAUAAAGAGUAAAGAGUAGAAGUGAGAAAGAAAUAGGGAGUGGAGACAGAAGCCUAGAAUACAGUAGAGACUAAGCUACUUUGUUCUAGACCUGUCCAUUCCCAGUUCUAGUCCCUCCCAAGUCCCUAAUGUAUUAUUGCCCUUGGAUUCUAUAGUAAGACACAAGUAUUCUAAUAAUAAGACUCAUUUAUUUAACCUAUUUGGGGGGUGGUUCUUGCAACCAAGAGACUUGACAGAUACAUAAAGUCUUGAGUACUCAAUUAGAUUACACCAUUAAGCUUAGGUAUUUUAUUGCAUGCUUCUAAUAUUAAUUUAAUGAAUGGAAUAAAAAUGUACAAUAUUAGAGAUAACUAAUCUAUAGUAGAGGCUUUUAUUAUGAAAUUUAAUUUUGUAAAUAAUUUGUGAGAUCUUUUAAAAGAUAAAUGCUGCAAAAAGAUUUAUGGAAAGUCUUGUUAAUUUGGGUUUCCAUCCAUUAUUUUAUGUGGCCCAGAAACAUUUAAAAAUAACAUUGAAAUUGUUACUAUUUGAGUAUCUGUACAUUUUUUCAGGAUUAUUAUAUUCUUUUUUAGAAGACUCUUUUUAAAACUAUUUGCUGCUUUCAGUGUGAACAGAAAUAUUUUAUCAUUUAAUUAAAAUCUUUCAACUUUAUAAAUAAUUCUAAUUUAUAGAUCAUAUGGAUUGAGUCAUGAUUUCAGUAAUGGUGAGUACUGUUCAAUGAACACAUAUUCUGUUACUAGAAAGCCUUAAGUAUUUUUUUUUCAAACUGCCUGACAAGGCUAGAGGUUUAAAAUGUGAUUUUAUAAAGGAGGAUUUUAUCUGAGUGAUAAAAAUGGGAGUGAAAAAAAAUCUUUGAUCCAUUAGCUUAGGUACCAACUUCUAUUCCACUAAUAUUAAAAAAACAUGGACAUUAAGGGCACAUUUUCUUGGGUAUUUAAAGUCCAUGUAAAGAGUUUGGAUCUAUUACCAAGAUCUUUCCAUAAGAAAAAUUGUCCAUCAGAUUUUAAAUGUGACCAGCAUGUUCUCGUAUUUUGAAAGUUUAUUUAAUCAAAUUUGUUUCACCAUGUGGAGGAAAAUAUUCUAAAGUAAGUUGUUAAUUUUCCUUGGUGGCACAGUGGUUAAGUGCUCAGCUGCUAACUAAAAGGCUGGCGAUUUGAACCCACCAGCCACUCCACAGGAGAAAGAUGUGACAGUCUGCUUUAGUAAAGAUUCACAGCUUUGGAAACCCUAUGGGGCAGCUCUGCUCUGUCUUAUAGGAUCGUUAUGAGUUGAUAUGGACUGGACAGCAACAUUAUGGGUACCUUAUUAGUAUUAAACCAAUCAUAAACUUGGCCCAUGCUAAAUUUUUCCAGUUAGCCAGCUACUUGGAGUGCCAGAAUACAUGAUAGUGUGUAUUGUUGAUUAAAACCUUGGCUAAAGGUUGGUUCAACUGGAGAGACUCUCAGGUACCCAACCCCACUCCCCCACCCCAAAAGGUGCUUUCCCCUCCCUAGGGAUAAGUGAACCUUACUCCCAUGCUAAGGUGCCAGGAUCCCCGGUCUAUCCACUAGGGAUCUAUGAGUUGCUUCCUGAGAAGGAGUUGAGAUAUCUCCUGGUUGAAAAUAAGUUUAACCUGUUGUUCCAGAUUAACCUUACUUACUUUUUUCUGUACUUUAUUUUUUCAUUUUAAUUUCACCCUGUAUCUUUUCGAUCUUGUUUUCUCCCCUUUUCAAGAUCUCAGCGAAUCUCAGCUUCAAUGCGUAUGCAUCUUAGUUGUAGUAAUGAAUGCAGAUAUUCUUUACAAAUUGUUUUAGAUAAUGUAACAAGUCAAGAUAAUAUGCUUACAGAAGUACGCAGACAUUGUCCUUAGACGAUAUUUACAAAUAAACUCUCCACAACUCCUAAAACUGUCUACGGCAUUUGCAUAGUAAACUAGUUCUAGCUGAUCUAUCACUUAAGUUUAUACCCCUGAAACAUGUGUUUGCAUCUCUUCAUCUACGGUCGUAGCAGUGUGUUGAGUUUAAUGAUGUACAUUCUUUCUUUAGGAAUAGACUGAUAGCUACACAUCUUUGUCUGCUCAGUUUCCCUCACAGCACUCAGUACACACUGAAGUAGACACUAUAUUGGAAGCUUCGUGAGGACAGAGGCAGGGUUUGUAUUCCCAGAACUUAGCACAAUGCCUGACACAUAGUAUGAAAUCAGUGUUUGUCGAAUAAACAAAUUUAAAAUAUAGUUAACUCUGUGCUUGCAUCAUUUCCCAAAGUGUCUGCACUAAUUCCACAUUCAUAAUCCCACGGGAGAAUAGAAAUUACCGCUUUUAUUUGUAAAUCACCCCCUAUAUAUAAUCAGUGGGGUUUUUUUGUGCAAAUCUCAGUAAAUGAAACACUUUUUGGAGCAUUUUUAGCAAGCUUGAUUUAAGUACAACACAUGGUGGCGCUGUAAGCUAAGGCUGUGAAAAACAGACCUGCAGAUGGUUACUGUCGAAGAGGAGAGUCUUUCUUAACUGCAUUGUGGCAAAGAUUCAUUCCCGGACCCAUCUACAACCCACAGCAGAUUGCCGGUGGACAGACCCAACACAGGCAACACUGUCUGAGACCUUAUGUCACAAACGGCUUUUGGUGUUGGAGAAAUGGAGGCUGAAGAGGAUCGCUUUCCUAGACUAAGGCAAGUUCUGCUUCUCUUUGUUUUGCUGGCUCAGACUCGCGCCGAGCAGGGAGGCUAUGUUGUGGCAGAAGAAAGAGAGAGCGGUUCUUUUGUGGCCAAUCUAGCAAAGGACCUAGAGCUAAGGGUUGGAGAGUUGGCCUCGCGGAGGGCUCGGGUCAUUUCUAAGGAUAACAGAAAACACUUUCAGCUGAACAUUCAGACUGGAGAUUUGCAAGUAAAUGAGAAACUGGAUCGGGAAGAACUGUGUGGUCCCAUUGAUCCUUGUGUGCUGCAGUUCCAAAUGUUACUGGAAGAACCUUUGGAGGUACAUAGGUUUAAACUUUUGGUCAGCGACAUAAAUGACAAUUCCCCUGUGUUCCCAGAAGCAGAAAUGAUUUUGAAAAUCUUGGAAAAUAGUCUUCCAGGGUCUGUGUUUCCCCUGCAGAAUGCACAAGAUUUAGACGUAGGCAUCAAUAACAUUCAAAACUACACCAUCUACCCAAAUUCCCAUUUCCACAUUCUCACCCGCAAUGGCGGCGAGGGCAGAAAAUACCCAGAGCUGGUGCUGGACAAAGCCCUGGAUCGUGAGGAGCAGCCUGAGCUCAGGUUAACUCUCAUGGCAGUAGAUGGCGGGGCUCCUCCCAAGACGGGGACUGCCCUGGUCCUCAUUGAUGUCUUAGAUGUCAAUGACAAUGCCCCUGAGUUUGAGCAGCCGCUUUACCAUGUUCAGGUACCCGAAAACAGCCCCCUCAGAUCCCUUAUUGUCACUGUUUCUGCUAGAGAUUUAGACACAGGAAUAAAUGGUGAAAUAUUGUACUCAUUUUUUUAUGGUGAUGAAGAAAUUACCAAGACAUUUGCACUUAAUGAACUCACUGGAGAAAUUAAAAUAAUCCAGACACUAGAUUUUGAAAAAAUUGUGUCAUAUGAAGUGGAUAUUAAGGCCUCUGACGGGGCAGGUCUUUCUGGAAAGUGCACUGUCAUCAUACAGGUGGUGGAUAUAAACGACAACAUCCCAGAACUUACUGUGGCUUCACUUAUGAGCCCCAUCCGGGAAAAUUCCCCUGAGACCACAGUAGCUCUUUUCAGUAUUCAAGAUCGAGACUCUGGGGAAAACGGAAGAAUGGUUUGUUCCAUCCAAGAAGAUGUUCCCUUCACACUGAAACCUACCGUUGAAAAUUUCUACAGGCUGGUGACAGAAGGAGCGCUGGACAGAGAGAGUAGAUCAGAGUACAACAUUACCAUUACAGUUACCGAUUUGGGGUCUCCAAGACUCAAAACUGAGCGUACAAUAACUGUACUGGUCUCAGAUGUCAAUGACAACGCUCCAACUUUCACUGAAAGCUCCUACACCCUGUUCAUCCGCGAGAACAACAGCCCCGCCCUGCACAUGGGCAGCGUCAGCGCCACAGACAGAGACUCAGGCUCCAAUUCCCAAGUCACCUACUCGCUGCUGCCGCCCCAGGACCCGCACCUCCCCCUCGCCUCCUUGGUCUCCAUCAACGCGGACAACGGGCACCUCUUCGCUCUCAGGCCGCUGGAUUACGAGGCCCUGCGAGCCUUCGAGUUCCGCGUGGGCGCGACAGACGCAGGCUCCCCCGCGCUGAGCAGCGAGGCGCUGGUGCGUGUGGAGGUCGUGGACGACAACGACAACUCGCCCUUCGUGCUCUACCCGCUGCAGAACAGCUCUGCGCCCUGCACGGAGCUGGUGCCCAGGGCUGCCGAGGCGGGCUACCUGGUGGCCAAGGUGGUGGCAGUGGACGGCGACUCAGGUCAGAACGCCUGGCUGUCCUACCAGCUGCUCAAGGCCACUGAGCCUGGGCUGUUCAGCGUGUGGGCGCACAAUGGCGAGGUGCGCACCGCCAGGCUGCUGAGCGAGCGCGAUGCCGCCAAGCACAGACUCAUCGUGCUGGUCAAGGACAAUGGCGAGCCGCCAAUGUCGACCACCGUCACGCUGCACGUGCUCCUGGUGGAUGGCUUCUCGCAGCCCUACCUGUCGCUGCCGGAGAUGGCCCCGGACAAGGCACAGACUGACUCGCUCACUGUCUACUUGGUCAUUGCCUUGGCGUCUGUUUCGUCGCUCUUCCUGUUCUCAGUGCUCCUGUUCGUCGGGGUGAGGCUGUGCAGGAAGAACAGGGCCGCCUCUGUGGGUCGCUGCUCUGUUCCUGAGGGCCACUUUCCGGGACAUUUGGUGGACGUUAGCGGCACUGGGACCCUGUCCCAAAACUACCAGUAUGAAGUCUACCUGGCAGGAAGCUCUGGGACAAGCGAGUUCAAGUUCCAGAGGGCUAUGAAUGAUGUAGAGGAAAAUUCCAACUUUGAAAAUGGUUUUGGAUUCAAUUAGGAAUCCGCUGGUUUUUCAGAGCAUUAUUUUAAAUCAGCUGGGUCUGUAUUAUCUUUGUAGGUUUAUGUAAAUUUUCUUGGGGUUUUUGGUAACUUCAUUUUCCUAAUUGAGAUUAGAAAAAGAAUUUUGAGUGCUGUAUAUCAUCAUAUUUACUAUCAUCAUUUUUACUAUCUUUUUAUUAUUCCCAUUUUGGAGUCAAUAGAACCUUCAACUUCAUUAUUGAAAAGUUACAACUACUUGUUCAAUUAAUGACCCCUUCAAUUUCAAAUUCUACUGAAUUGAAGAUGACCUCAACUCCAUUCUCUGUGAUUGUUGUUUAGAAAGCUUUUCUAAAUUUUUGAUGGCUGUGGUUACUUAGAAGACAAGCAUGAUACAAAUAUAAGAAAUAUCUUCUGUUGAUCUAUACUGUGCUUACUUGACUUUUGAAUUUUUAAAUGAAGAGAUUACUGCAAAAAUUGUGUGGUUUUGUUGCACAGUUGUAUUACAUGAAAAGAUCACAAUUUCUCCCAUAGUUCCAUACUUACAAACUUUCUCUGCUCUUUAUAUCAACCUUCAGUAUAUAAUAUAUAUGAAUAUUAAAUAUUAUUGACAGAUAAUUACAUUAUUUCAAUAUUUUUAAAUAAUUGAUCCCUUCUGUGGUGUCUGUCUAGCACACCCCCUCUUCCUCUGGAAACUAACUCUCUUUAGUAGUGGUGUACUUUUCAGUCAUGUCUAUUUUAUAGGACUCAUCUUCUGUGAUUUUAGAUCAUCAGAUAAGGCAUUCAGUCUGGGUUGAUCCAGUUCUCUCUGUUUCUAAAAUUGCUUUGGAAGCCAGAUAGCAUAUAUUCUCUCCAUUAGGAACUUAUCCAAAAAGUGAUACUAUGUUUGGCUAAGUGUAUAGAAAUAAACACAGAAAGCCAACUCACUGAGAGACAAGAAUGAAGGAGAGAUCUAAACAGAAGCAGACAGUCCAAGACAGUAAGUAACCUUGUUGUAGAUAUUGCUGUUGUAGAUUUUCCAAUACCUCCCAAGUUAGCUCUCUUCUCUGAGUUUUUAGGAACUAAAAUGUGCUGUUUUAAUUAAUUUUCCUCUAAUAUAGCUUAAGAUAACUAAGUGGGUUUUUCUCUUGUUGUCAAAAGCAUGUCAAGAUAUUCUCGCAUGGACCAGUAAAUUAGACCUUACUAUUACUUCAAGAUUUUUAUUAUGGCUCUUCAUAUUGAUAUAAUUAAUAUUUGGGAUAAAAAAAGUUCUAGAAUAUUGGUAGCCUGUAGAGAACAAGGAGCCCUGUUGACACAGUGGUUAAGAUCUAUCGCACUCUACGGCCUGGUGUUCUAAGGCUGCUAACCAAAAGGUUGGCAGUUCGAAUCUACCAGCCUCUCCCUGGAAACCCUAUAGGGCAGUUCUGCUCUGUGCAAU